AUGGCUUCAACCACCACCACCACUCUCUGCGACCUCCCUGACGUCAUCUUAUCCACCAUUUCCUCUCUCGUCACCGACUCACGAGCCCGCAACUCCCUCUCCCUCGUCUCCCACAAGUUCCUCGCCCUCGAGAGAUCCACCCGCUCUCACCUCACUCUCCGCGGCAACGCGCGUGACCUCCACCUCCUCCCGGGUUGCUUCCGCUCCAUCUCCCACCUCGAUCUCUCCUUCCUCUCCCCGUGGGGCCACCCUCUCCUCACCUCCCUCCCCAUCGAUCACCAGCCCCUCCUCGCUCUCCGCCUCCACCUCUGCUUCCCUUCCAUCACCACCCUCUCCGUCUACUCACGCUCCCCGGCCUCCCUCGACCUCCUCCUCCCUCAAUGGCCGAGGAUUCGCCACGUCAAGCUCAUCCGCUGGCACCAGAGACCCUCUCAGAUCCCUCUGGGCGGCGACUUUGUUCCCAUCUUCGAAAACUGUGGCCUCCUCGAGUCUUUAGAUCUCUCUGCUUUCUAUCACUGGACGGAGGACUUGCCUCCCGUUCUCCACCGUUAUGCUGACGUGGCGGCGAGGCUUACUCGUUUGGAUAUAUUGACGGCUUCUUUUACUGAGGGGUAUAAGUGUAGUGAGAUCGUUGAUAUUACUAAAGCUUGUCCUAAUCUUAGAGAGUUUCGUGUGGCUUGCACGUUUGAUCCGAGAUACUUUGAGUUUGUUGGUGAUGAGACUCUCUCCGCUGUGUCUACUAACUGUCCGAAGCUAACACUCUUGCACAUGGUGGACACUGCGUCCUUGGCAAGUCCUAGAAUGGUUCCAGGUACUGAAGCUGGAGAUUCAGCUGUCACGGCGGCGACGUUGAUGGAGGUUUUCUCAGCUCUACCGCAUCUAGAGGAGCUUGUGCUUGACAUAGGGAAGAACGUGAACCUUAGUGGUGUAGCUUUAGAGGCUUUAAACACAAAAUGCAAGAAGCUAAGAGUUUUGAAGUUAGGACAGUUUCAAGGUGUUUGCUCCGCGGCAGAUUGGCAGCGGUUUGACGGUGUGGCGUUAUGUGGAGGGUUGUCCUCGUUGUCGGUUAAAAACUCUGGUGAUUUGAGUGAUAUGAGUUUGGUGGCUAUAGGGAGAGGAUGUUGUAUGCUGCGUAAGUUUGAGAUUCAAGGGUGUGAGAAUGUAACAGUGAAUGGAUUAAGAACAAUGGUUACAUUGCUUAGGAAGACAUUAACUGAUGUUAGAAUCUCUUGCUACAGAGUGUGGGAGAAACUUGAGUAUCUGUCUUUAUGGAUCAGUGUUGGUGAGUUUCUAACACCAUUACCUCUGACAGGACUAGAUGACUGUCCUAACUUGGAAGAGAUUAGGAUCAAGAUAGAAGGAGACUGCAGAGGUAGACGCAGGCCUUCUGAGCCAGAGCUAGGACUAAGCUCUCUAGCUCUCUAUCCAAAGCUCUCAAAGAUGCAACUAGACUGUGGUGACACUAUCGGUUUCGCGUUGACCGCGCCACCAAUGCAGAUGGAUCUGAGCCUGUGGGAGAGAUUCUUCUUGACUGGAAUAGGAAACUUGAACUUAAGCGAGCUAGAUUAUUGGCCACCACAGGAUAGAGAUGUUAACCAGAGGAGUCUUUCUCUUCCUGGUGCAGGUUUGUUACAAGAAUGCUUAACUCUGAGGAAGCUUUUUAUUCAUGGAACAGCUCAUGAGCAUUUCAUGAAUUUUUUGUUGAGGAUCCCAAACUUAAGAGAUGUGCAGCUUAGGGAAGACUAUUAUCCAGCUCCUGAGAAUGAUAUGAGCACAGAGAUGAGAGUUGGUUCUUGUAGUAGAUUUGAGGAUCAGUUGAACAGCCGCAUCAUCAUUGACUGA
This is a messenger RNA of Eruca vesicaria subsp. sativa (arugula), 1842 nucleotides long. The record is from the annotation of a GenBank genome assembly. NCBI's taxonomy places the organism in Eukaryota, Viridiplantae, Streptophyta, Magnoliopsida, Brassicales, Brassicaceae.